Molecule: messenger RNA, 7325 nt
Organism: Anopheles cruzii
Lineage: Eukaryota; Metazoa; Arthropoda; Insecta; Diptera; Culicidae
Gene: form3
Product: serine-rich adhesin for platelets
Exons: 12
Coding region: 1-5688 (1895 amino acids)
Biological process (GO): cellular component organization
Molecular function (GO): actin binding
Source: RefSeq, a predicted model, not a curated record
AUGGAUGCCCGAAUCGGGCUGGAGUACAUCAUCGAGAACAACGACUACGUGAACAAGUUGGGUCUCGCGCUCGACACCAACAAUGUCACGGUUAAGAAGCAAAUUUUCGAGCUGCUGUCGACGCUGUGCGCCUUCAGCGGCAACGGGUACAAGCGGGCCAUCGAAACACUCGAGCACUACAAGAACAUCAAAGGUGAACGGUAUCGGCUGAAUCUGGUCGUGGCCGAGCUGGACAAGGCGACCGCCGUGGAAUACCAAAUAGCGCUGCUGGCGUUCGUCAACUGCGUCAUCAUUUCGGCCGGUUCGCUCAAGGAUCGGAUACGAAUGCGCAACGAAUUUAUCGGAUUAAACCUCAUACCAGUAUUAAAUAACUUAAGGCGCACGGCCAGCGGCGUACCGGAUAUAGCCUCACAGAUUGAGGUAUUCGACGAGCAGCAAGAAUGCGACGUAGCCCAGAGCCUCCAGGUGCCGGACGGAAUCGACCUCAACUCGCAUCUGGAUGUCUUUAACGCGAUCCUAGCCCAGGUGGCCGGCACACCGCAAGCAACGCCUUUUCUAAGCAUCCUCCAGCACCUGCUGCAGAUCGACCCGAAGGAGCAGAUCAGCGACAUCGUGUGGGACACGGCCGAAACGCUCGUGCACCGGGCGACGCUGCUCGAGGACCGCGAGGCGUCGGUGCGGCUCCUGCGAACCCCGAGCGUGCAGAAGUUCUUCACGACGUGCCCGCACUGCCGCGGUGACCUGAACACCGGCCCCGUCCCGCGCCGUCCCUCGCUCGGCAGCACCCUGCAGGCGGCGUCGUCCCCGAGCAGCACCACGUUCGGUUCGGCGCCUCCGCCACCCCCCGCACCGCCGCCACCGUCGUCUGCUCCUCCACCGCCACCUCCACCGGGCUGUGGAGCGCCUCCGCCGCCUCCACCACCGCCCACCGCCGGCGGUCGAGCGCCACCACCGCCACCGCCCCCGAUGGCCGGUGGUCCGCCGCCGCCAGCUCCGCCGGCACCGCCGGCACCGAACCUGCUGGCCGUCCAGAGCUCCGCCCAACAGUUGGCCCGCUCGAAGACGCCCGAGGAGCCGGCGGAGCAGCUGGUGCGCCCGCUGCCGCAACAGGAAACGCCCGUGCCGCGGUCUAAGAUGAAGACCAUCAACUGGAACAAGAUUCCGCCGCAGAAGGUGCUCGGCAAGCAGAACAUCUGGUCGAUCGUGGCCGACUCGCACCAGGGCAGCCCGAUGGCCGACCUGAACUGGGACGAGAUGGAGGGUCUGUUCUGCCUGCAGACGCAAACGCAGGGCUCACCGAAGCUCGGCCAUCGCUCGGGUACGGCGGCCGGGCCCGGUGCCGGCGGUUGCGGCGCCGAUGGCACUGGCAGCAACGGUGCCGAUACGCCCGAUGCGCGCAAGUCACGCAAGGAGAACGAGAUCACGCUGCUGGACGGCAAGCGGAGCUUGAACGUGAACAUCUUCCUGAAGCAGUUCCGCACCACGAACGAGGACAUCAUCCAGCUGCUCCGGAACGGCGAACACGAGGACAUCGGGGCGGAGAAGCUGCGCGGUCUGCUGAAGCUGCUGCCCGAGAUGGACGAGCUGGAGAUGCUGAGGGCGUUCGACGGCGACAACCAUCGGCUCGGCAACGCGGAAAAGUUCCUGCUGCAGCUCGUCCAAGUGCCCAACUACAAACUGAGGAUCGAAAGUAUGCUGCUGAAGGAGGAGUUCAAAGCGAAUCUGAUGUACUUGGAGCCCAACAUUAACGCCAUGCUGUAUGCGGGCGAAGAUCUGAUUAACAACAAAGCGCUGCAGGAGGUCCUGUACAUGGUGGUGGUGGCCGGCAACUUCCUCAACUCGGGCGGGUACGCGGGCAAUGCGGCCGGUGUGAAGCUGUCGUCGCUGCAGAAACUUACCGACAUCCGGGCGAACAAGCCGGGCAUGAACCUGAUCCACUUUGUGGCGCUGCAGGCGGAGAAAAAGAACGCGGCCCUGCUCGAGUUCCCCGCCCAGCUGACGAUGCUGGAGAACGCAACCAAAACGACCGUCGAGCAGAUCAACAACGAGCUGGCCGCUAUCGACAAUCGGAUCAAAAAGAUCAAGAAGCAGAUCGAGAUGCCGAAAACGGACAAGGACAUCAAGUUCCAGAUGGAGGAGUUUCUGAAUGCGGCUGAGCAGGACGUCACGAUGCUGCAGCGGGCGCUGAAGCAGCUCGACGCGAUGCGCGUCCAGCUGGCGGAGUUCUUCUGCGAGGACGUGGGCACGUUCAAGAUGGAGGAGUGCUUCAAGAUUUUCCACAGCUUCUGCGAAAAGUUCCAGCACGCCGUGAAGGACAACGAGAAGCGCCGGGUGCAGGAGGAGCAGGCGACAAUCCGGCGGAAGCAGCGCGAGGAAACGCUCCGCAGGAGGCAAUCGAACCAACAACCGGGAACACCCGUGUCCGACUCGGAGGGCAGCAUCCUGCUGGACGCGUCCCAGUACGAUCUGCGCUACAGUCCGGCCAUGUCCCGGCGGCGGCUCGGGUCGUUCAACAGCAACGGUGACGCGUUGCUGCUGCGCGACGAGUGCGCCUCGCCGGACAUCACGCCGAACGGGAGCUUGCGGAGGCGACGCAGCCGCGUCCUGUCGGAGGAGGAUGAUAGUAAUCUCAUGGACUUUCUGCGCUCGUCCGGCCACGAGAGCAGCAACCGGGAGCGCAAGUCGGCCGCUUACGGUAGCCUCGAUCGAUCGUGGGCCCGCCGGGCCCGGUCCGGCAGUGGCAGCAAGAAGCGCCCGGAUCUGCUGAACGUGCAGUUCGGUGCCGACCGGGAGCGGCCCAGCUCGCCGUCGCCGCAGACCGAAUCGAAGCCGCUCGCCGUGGAAGAACCAAAACCGAGAAUUUCCAGGGAAUGGCGGCAGAAGAUUGAGUCGUGGCUGCAGGCGAACGAGCAGGACGAUCGGCACAACGACGACUACAAGCAGCUGAAGCUGAAGCGCGUGGCGGCCAACCGGCGCUCGUACGAAACCGACAACGAGAGCGACCGGGGCAGCAAGCUGGACCCGCUGCCGGAGGAGAAACCGCCGACGGUGGCAUCGCCGGAGCCAGCGGCCGUUCCGAGGAUCAUAACCACGGGCACGACAACGGCGGCGGCGGCGACGUCACCGACCGUGGACCAGCAGCGGAUGUUCGGCGGGGAAUCCAAACCGUACCGGCCCGUGUACCAGCCUUGGCGCUCCAAGAGCCGACCCGAUCCGACCGAUAUCGUCGGUACGAUAGAGGCCUUAACAGGUGCGGUCUCACCGGAUGCGGACAAGUCGUCGUUGCGCAAAUCGAUGCUCAACACCUCACCGACGACGACGACGACGGCGGCGGCGACGGAGAGCGACCGAGAGCGGUACCGGCGGCAGCGGUCACGCGAAGGGCCCAACCCGAGCUCCAGCUUGCAGUCGAUUCUGGAGGAGGACAAACGCAAGAACAUCAUUCAGUCGCUGGGCGAGCGGCCCCCGUCCGAUCGGCUGCAGAUCUACAUCCGGCGCGGUUCCGACAACCAGCCGGACAGUGCCGGCACCUCGCCGACCAACCACGGUGGCACCACGGAGGUUGCGCCGAUCGAGUCGACCGGCGGCGACGACCACCGGCAGUCGAUCUACAUUCGGGCACCGGGCGCCGAAAAGCAAUCCAUUUACGUCCGCCCGACCGAAGCCGCUCCACCGUCGUCUAGCACCGUAUCGUCCAGCACGACCAGUACGACCUCGGGCUCGGAGCUGCUCGUGCCUGCCGACGGUGGCAGCAGCACGUCGCCUUCCUCGGCCGGAGCCGGCGCUCCGCCGUUGCCACGGCGCACGCGCCGUGCCCACCACGUGUACGAGGAGCCGACGGCCGUGACGAACAACAAGAUCGAGAUCGAUUCCGACAACAUCGAGACACCGCCCUCAAUCCGGCGCAAUCCGGGAGGCAGCACGAGCGUGACGGUCGGUGGAGGAUCGUGUCGCCGGUUGCACCACCACCAGGCCAACCGUGCGGGAGAGUCGGCCGACUCGAAGGAGACGCUCACCGACUCCGGUAAGGGCUCCGGCUCUUCGACGGGUGCGGCCGGGGCAUCAGCCGCCGCCAACGCCGUCGACCUGGUGGAAGUUCUCGGCGAUGGACAGUUUGAUCGAUUUUCAUCCGCCCGCCGCACGAGACGCUUCAAGCGGCCAAUCGAGCUGGGCACCGGGGCCGGUAGUGGCAACGAAACGACUACGACGGCCACGACGACGACGACGGCUUCCCCGUCACCGGAAUCGCCGCCAGACAGUCCGGCGCUCCGGCUUCCGGGCGGCGGUGUAUCGAGCCGCGCGACCGUACCGGGCACAACCGGGAAGGACGGUGUGAAGAAGGAGCAGGAACAACGCUUGAAACGGUGGCAGGACAAACUGAAAUCGUCCUCCUCGACGACGACGACGACGCCGUCGACGGUGGCGGGAAGCGGCCGGGACUCGCCCCGGUCACACGCCGAAGCCGUGCUGAAUCGGGCGAGCAAAAUCGGCCGCACCAUCAGCCGCAUCAGCCAGGAGGACGUCCGGGAGGCGAUCCGUGGCCUCAAGUCGCCCACACCCGAGCGCACCUGGAGCCCCACGAAGGACAUCCACUCCGGGUUGGUGAGCGGGGCGAAGGUGGCGGCAACCCACGAGCUGAACGACGAAGGAUUCGAGGAAACGCAAAGCCUCGUCUCGGACACACCGUCCCAGGGUAAGGAUAGUGUGUCGUCGUGCAACGAUUACGGUUCCGACACCAAGAGCAAGCGAUCGACGGUGCCGAGCGGUGGCAAGUUGGCCGCGGGGUCCGCCGAUUCCACACCCGGUGGACCUCUCAGCCGGGGUAAGGUAACCACGGGCAGCACCGGGCACCGGGCUCCAAGUAUGGCCAGUUUGUUGAUGGUGAAAAACGGUCAACCUUCGACGGGGACCAGCCUCGAACGCAGCCGUUCGCUGCGUGGCGCACCGCUUGGGGCACCCGCUUCAGCCGGCGGAGGCAACAAGAAUCUCUUGCCCCGCCGAACGGCCUCGAUGCGCCGGACAACGGGUGGGCCACCGGAGAGUGCUACGGCCGGCGGUGGACUACGCGCGUUGGCCGCCCUAUCGCAGGACGUUGAACGGAGCAACUCGCGGACGAGCCUGCGUUCGUCGCGCUCCUCGCUGAGCAGCGCGGUGUCGACCAACACCGUGCGCAAGGUACCGGCCUUGCGCGGCAAGGGCUCCACGACGACUCCGCUCUCUAACAACUCGAGCCCACUGCACGCCGCUUCCACGCUGUCCGCCAACAGUUCCCCUUCGAAGCGUCCGCUCGGCACGGCCACGAGCAACGUUCACCGCGGGGCACCGGCCAGCCGGAGCAGCUCCAGUGGCUCGAGCAUCGGACCCACGGCGGUCGUCAUCCGGAAGCCACCACCGACCCGCUCGGCGGCCAGUUCGCUCGGGGCUAGUGCUAGCUUUAAGGAGAAUCACCACAACGGCAGCAGCCACCAGACGAACGGGAGGUUUCAGUCGUCGGUCGGUAGCAAGUCAACCAGCAGUGGCAGUCUGGCCGGUUCCGGGGCCAGUGGUGUGAGCCCCACGCCGCUCGCUGCCGGCUCGGGACGUGCGUCCGCCGUUGGGGCGGCACCGGGGGCGAGUGCGGGCCGUCGGGCCACCGGGGGCUUCAUGCGUCCCACUACCUCCAGUGCCACCAAAGUGAAGGGAAAGUAAGGCGACGGUGUGGGACCGGUUUGGUCCUUUAUUUUUGCACAAUGUUUUUCCGGCUUUUCGAAGGAUUUUGCAGUUCCCUGCUUUUAUUGCGAAACUACCGUCCAUUUUAUUGUAUUUACGAGAGGAACGAAGUAUUUUGAGUUUUGCGCUUCGGGGCGCACGGAAUGGAUUCUGAAUUCUGUGGCCAUCACCGGGCCAAAGUCAUGCCAUGCCAUUGUUAGCGGUAUCGCAUCCGCCCAACUGUUACUUCCCGCUGGCCCCGCCGACAUCUUUACGAUACGCUUAUACUGUAGAAAACGGUGCUACUUUUCCGCCGGGAGCGACACGAGGACACUAGGCGGUCCAGGCGUAUCCGUCGGGCUCUCUAGCGGAUGCGCCAUUAUGUUUUGAAUGUUUAACGUUUGUUGCAUGCAGCAAUCAUAGCGAUAGAAACGAUAAACGAUACUAAUAGCAACUCUUGUAGCUCUCGAACUUGAACGCACGGCGCUGCAGCAAAGGCGCAUACGAAGCGCAACGAAACAAGUAUUAUUCUCUAGUGUGAACUGAUCGAAUAUUUGCAGACCAAUAGUGGUAAUAGCGGCGGCGCGCGUUGUUAGCAAUGUUAGGAGGCGUUAUUUAUUUACCCAAACUACAUGUCCCCGUGCCUGAGAUGUCCGUCGGUUCCGGUUGUAGAUCCCGGUGAUCGGUUCUCGGCCAUCCCGUAGCCAAUAGAUCAGCACCGCGUUAAAUCGUUGGCACCCCACCCCGUAAUCGUGUGGAUUAAAGUGUAAACAUAUAUAGCAUAUAUAUAAAUAUCGUUAGUAGAAAAGUAGAUAGGUUCUAGAUAGCGAGUGUUCGAAGUACCAGAUAGCGAUGGGUGGUGGCAGCGGGCCAGGGCAAGUGUGCCCCUCGCGGUCCCCGUCAUCGCGUCCAACGAAUGAACUAAGGGCCGUCGAUCGUAAUCGUGUAGUGAAUCGGUUUUGUAUGUUAGGUAAAUCAACUAAAAACAAAAAGGAGAUAAACGAAUCAUUACGAUCCGUGGAAGAAGCGUAAAAGACCGCGUAAAAAUUAAAAGUCCUUCCUCCUUUCGAUUCUAAACACCAAUUCUAACCAAUUUAACAAUACACAAAGUUACGGACAUUUCCUUUUGACUCUUUCCCAAUUGGACGUACGAAUUUUUGCCUAAAUCAUAUGUCAAGCUCUAUGUUUAACUCUUUCGGUGCGGCGUUUCAAAAUUUAUAAUCAAAAUUUAAUAAUGGGUAGUUGUAUGAAACAAAAAAAAAUGUGGAUGAAACAGUCAAAAGCGAGUUACGUGCUUCUUUCCAAUCAACAUCGACGUUAAGCAAAAUGUAUCGACUGUUACGAUAAUAGGAAGCUGUCCUGUUUAAUCGCUGUUUAAAAUCAAACCCCAACAACGGCAGCAGAGCGCUACUGCCGCGCGCCCAGGUACUAAUCCGUUAGACUAACUCGGCGCAAACGGAGGACACAAGGACAAUACAACAAACAGCGGGCGAAGUGUGAAAUGUGUUGGGGAAUUUUGAAAAGUUAACGUUCGCUAGAAAACGACGAUUGUAAUGUUGCGGGUUGUAAGAUUGUAUUGUUGCGGGUUGUUAUUUGUUUUUCUCUGCCUUGCCUGCCCUUUCUCAAUUUUUCCCCCU